Messenger RNA from Suhomyces tanzawaensis NRRL Y-17324, 1340 nucleotides. RefSeq lists its product as uncharacterized. The record is from RefSeq and is a predicted model, not a curated record. The transcript has a single exon. Gene Ontology annotation, cellular component: Golgi membrane. NCBI's taxonomy places the organism in Eukaryota, Fungi, Ascomycota, Pichiomycetes, Serinales, Debaryomycetaceae. The coding region runs from base 39 to 1127 and encodes 362 amino acids. Gene Ontology annotation, biological process: mitotic spindle elongation; vesicle-mediated transport.
CUCUCAUUACGCCAAUUCGGGCCCUAGAAGACCCCACAAUGCCCCAGCUCCCAUUCAUUGACGACUCCACCAGAAGCUCUGGCUACGCUGCCAGUGCCAACGAGUUCGUCCAAGACAAAGUGGCUCUUCUCAACACCCUCUCGCGCCAGUCCAUGGACUGGUACAACGCCCAGCCUCGCUACAAACGAGUGCUUCUCCAGAUCCUCGUGGCAUUCGGAUUCGUGGCUGGGUUGUUGGUUCUCGUCUUCCACAAGUACAUUAUCCAUAUUUUGGUGCUGUUGUCCGACUCCUGGUCAGAGCUCCGUUUUGGGCUGGUGAUCCUCUUCUCGUUGAUCUUCUUGGUUGGCUUUCCGCCAUUGUUGGGGUUCUCAGCCCUUUCCAUGCUCUGUGGCAUGAUCUAUGGCUUCAGCUUCGGCUGGCCGUUGUUGGCCUCGGCCUCAGUUUCCGGUUCUUUCUGCUCAUUUCUUGUCUUCAGAUACGUGUUGAGGAACCAGGCCACUAAAUUGAUCAACCACAACGAGAAAUUCAGAGCUUUCUCGGAAAUUUUGAGGGAAGACUCAUCUUUAUUGCUCCUUAUUCUCAUAAGAUUAUGUCCCUUGCCGUACUCGCUUUCCAACGGUGGUUUGGCCGCUAUCCCCGAGUUGUCAGCAACCACAUUUCUCCUUGCAUCGUUGAUCACUUGUCCUAAGUUGAUGAUCCAUGUCUUUGUGGGCAAAAAAUUGAAGGAAUUGGGCGACGAAACUAAGCCAAAAUCAACCAAGUGGGUCGAUUUUGUUAGCAUCAUCAUCACAGGCAUUGCUGCCUCGUUAACCACCUACAUUAUCUACAACAAGAUGCAGCGGAAAUUGCAAUCAUAUCACGCUGCUCAGGGAACAGUUACCAAUCCAGAGCAACAUGACAGAAUGAUUUUCGGUAAUUUUGAAGAUGACUUGGACUCUGCAAAUAACGUGGAGUUAAACUCUGCCGAUUUCGAUGCCGAUAACUUUAUCAUCGAGGAUGAAGAUGACUAUCCCUCCCCAAAGCCACCUUCUUCAGCAUCAUCAAAAAUGGACAAAAUCUUGGACGACAAUCUCGAAGAUUUGGAAGUGGGUAAGAUAUCCAAUUCCUCCAAAAACAGGAAUUACUAAAGGAAGCUUGCAAAACCUCCUCAAAAUAUUUCUACAGGCGAAUUGAUGGGAUUGUUUAUAGUAUAAACGCUAAUUAUAGAGUAUGAUAAAUUAGUAGUGCUAGCAGACCUAGCUAUGUCUGAGAUAAGAUGACAGGUAAUCAGCCUCUUCUCAGAAUGAUAUGUUACAUAUAAUGACAACUUUUAGAACCACAGAAAUAAUAAUACGGACUCG